AACAAACCCCCUUACAUAAUCGUUAAUUAAUUACAAUGCAUGUUUCGACCGCUGCGACUUCCCGCCCCGGUCGAGUCCUCGCCGCCGAUUGCCACUACUCUGCGCCACCCAACCGAACGGCCGCCGCGCCGCCUUUAUGCUUCACGAAUGCCGCGUAAAAUUCUUCAACGUUACUAGAACAACAGUUUUGGAAAGGCAAUACUAAGUAAAUAUUGACACUACUUGCGCCGAUUUUGAUUCAAGUUCGUUGAUAAAGGCGAAUAGGCAUGGGAAUUAUUAAAGAUGGUUCGAUUUCGGGUUUUCUGCCUAGUAGCGGCGGGAUGUUUGCAGUUCACUAUCCUGGUUAUCCCUCUUCCAUAGAACGUGCAGUUGAGACUCUUGGAGGUCAGGAAGGCAUUCUCAAGGUUUGUAGUGAUAAGUCAAACAAGCUUGAGCUGCAUUUUCGCCCUGAAGAUCCAUAUUCUCACCCCGUGUUUGGAGAAUCCCGUCCUUGCAAUAAAUUUCUCUUGAAAAUUUCCAGCAAGAAAGUUAAGGGAAUUCGAAAUGUAGAGGAACCUAAUCAACUUUCUGAACCUGCAUCAGCAGAUUCACUUUGUACUGAGCAGAAUAGUCUGAUUCCUGAAUCUGAUGAAAUUGCUAAAUGCACCAACCCUCCUAAACACGAAUCCAGUACAGCAUCUGAAGAAGCCAAAGCAGACAUAGAAAAUGAAGUUCAAUUGGACCUUUCUGCAGAUAUUGUUGCGAGGGUACCCGAGGCAUAUCACUUUGAUGGGAUGGUGGAUUAUCAACAUGUGCUUCCUGUUCAUGCUGAUGUAACUAGGAGAAAGAAACGAAAUUGGGCUGAAGUGGAUUCAAAUUUUGAGUCCCGUAGUCUGAUUGAUGUUGAACAGGAGGAUUUGAUGAUUUUGCUUCCGCCACUCUUUUCAUUGAAGGAUAUUCCAGAGAAAGUUGUUUUAAAACCAUCAGGGGAUCCUGGUUUGAGAAAGAAACAAGAUGAAGCUGUUCAACAGAACAGUGAGAUGGAGAUAGAGCAAUGUCUUGCUAUCGACUUCAACAUCAAAGAGAUCCCUAAGAAAGUAGAUUGGAAAAAAUUAAUACCUGAGGACUCAGAUCUAUGGCAGUGGCAAACGAUAGUGUGUGAAUUGUUUGAUGAGCGUCCACUAUGGGUUAAGAAUUCUUUUUCUGAACAUUUGCUUGACCGUGGUCUGAAUGUUGGGAGCAAAACACUCAAAAGGCUUCUAUUUAUAGCAGCAUAUUACUUCUCCAAUGGACCAUACAGAAGAGUGUGGAUCAGAAAAGGCUAUGAUCCACGCAAGGAUCCUGAAUCACGCAUAUAUCAAAGAAUCGAUUUCCGAGUGCCACCAUCAUUGCGAAGCUACCGUGAUGACAGUGAUAUAUAUGGAGUUAAGAUCAGGUGGAUGGAUCUUUGUGCAUUUAAAGUUUUCCCUCGUAAAAGCCAAAUUUUACUGCAACUCAUUGAACUUGAAGAUGACUAUAUACAAGAAGAAAUAAAAAAACCUACAAGUCAAGAAACCUGCAGCCUGCAAACAGGAUGGUUUUCAUCACGUGUACUCGACUGUUUGAGAUUGCGUGUUGCGCAGAGGUUUUUGUCUGUAUAUCCCGGCGCUGGUGCAGAAUCUCUAUUGAAGGCUGUCACUAGACGCUUUCAGAGGACUAAGAGGCUGCCUUUAGCUGGAAAGAACUCGAAAGUUAAUAAAAAGGAGAAACAAGAUGUUAAAGAAGUUUUAGAGCAUGAGGGUACUGAAGCUAACGAUGAAGUUGAGCAUGGCGAAGAAGUUGAGCAUGACGAAGAAGAUGAAGAUGAAAUGGAUUAUGACAACCUCGGAGAGGAUGUGGAUGCAGAUGAGGCACUCGAUCAGGUCGAUCAGGACGAGGAUUUCCUACUACAACCAGAUUCAUAUACAGACAACAAUGAGAGUGCAUCAAAAGGCUAUUUGCAGGAGCUUUUUGGCAGCUUCCCCCUCGGCACUGGAGUUGGCGAUGGAAUCGGAGACGCUGACGACCCUUAUGAUGAUAUAUAUCAAAUAUAUGAACAUUACAGUGAUGACAACGACUCUGACGAUGACGGCGACGAGAAUUAUUGAAACAUUUAUCGAAAUAGGACAUCAAGCCUGCCUGGGAGUAUGGUAUGUUCUUUUUUUUCUUUUUUUUUUUUUUGAGUUUUGAUUUAUAUUGUUUUCUAAAUUAAUUGAAUGUGAUACUUUUGUACUAUAAAAAUUUGGUAUGUUUUUAAGAAAACUGUGGCCUGUGCAACUUGGGUUGGUAUUA
This is a messenger RNA of Andrographis paniculata, 2289 nucleotides long. RefSeq lists its product as uncharacterized. Gene Ontology annotation, cellular component: transcription factor TFIIIC complex. Lineage: Eukaryota; Viridiplantae; Streptophyta; Magnoliopsida; Lamiales; Acanthaceae. The transcript is spliced from 16 exons. Gene Ontology annotation, biological process: transcription initiation at RNA polymerase III promoter. The coding region runs from base 267 to 2105 and encodes 612 amino acids. The record is from RefSeq and is a predicted model, not a curated record.